Messenger RNA from Magallana angulata, 2514 nucleotides. Its product is annotated as cilia- and flagella-associated protein 52-like. The coding region runs from base 99 to 2096 and encodes 665 amino acids. The record is from RefSeq and is a predicted model, not a curated record. Gene Ontology annotation, molecular function: protein binding. The transcript is spliced from 11 exons. Lineage: Eukaryota; Metazoa; Mollusca; Bivalvia; Ostreida; Ostreidae. Gene Ontology annotation, biological process: cilium assembly.
UGUCGCCAUGUUUGUAUCCAAUGACAACAUUCUAAAUUUCAAAGGGUUGAUCUGUUUGUGCUGGAAGGGAACGUGAGUCGGAAUAUUAUAGGUGAAUAAUGGGAGAUUCACCAAUAAACGUUCCUCGUUUGGAACUUGAUUCUGUCAUUGGUUUUAAUGGCUCAGUUGCAAGCGGACUGAAAGUUCAUCCAGGACGAGAACAUCUAAUUUACCCUUUGGGAUGUACUGUAGUCAUAGAAAAUAUUGCUACCCAGAAGCAGGAUUUCCUUUGGGGACACACAGACAAUGUCUCCUGUGUCACUGUCUCACCCAGUGGGAAAUAUUUAGCCUCUGGACAAGUCACACACAUGGGCUUUAAGGCUGAUGUGAUAAUCUGGGACUUUGAGAGCAGACAGUUGUAUGCCAGGCUUACUCUCCAUAAAGUCAAGGUUGAGGACCUUGCCUUCUCUCCCAAUGAAUUGUAUUUGGUGUCAUUAGGGGGACAAGAUGACAGUUGUGUGGUAGUAUGGGAUAUUGCCAAGAAAGAAGCCAUUUGUGGACAUCAGGCACAGGUUGAGAGCGCUGGAAUCACAUAUUGUGUGGCAUUCUCUAACAGAAGUGAUGACGUCUUUGUGACUGGAGGAGAUGGUACUUUGCGUGUCUGGGAACUGGACAGAGACAACAGAAAAAUAAGACCCACUGAUGUGACCAUGGGACAGUUGAAAAGAGUGGUCAAGUGUAUACAGAUGGCCGACAACUUCCAGGAGCCAUUCUUUUUCUGUGGAACAACAACAGGAGAUAUCAUAGGAGUAAACAUGAACACCAAAUUUUUCCAAUUCCUGGGGCCUGAGAAGGAGAAGUUUAAGAGUGGUGUGACUUGCCUCUCCCUGAUCAAGUCUGGGCAGUUAUUAGUUGGGUCUGGGGAUGGUGAAGUGGCCCUUGUUCAGUUCUUUAACAAAGUUGAGAAAGACAGCAAAAACAAGAAAGGAAAAAUCUGUUUUGAAAAGAAAAGGUCAUGGAGAGAUUGCAAAACCAAGAAGACAUGUGCAAUCACAUCUAUUGCUCUUAGAGGAGAUGGACACCAGUUUUAUGUUGGAACUGCCAAUUCUCAAAUCUAUCGCUUCAAUUUCGCUGAAUUCAAUUGUGAGAAAAGCAAAGAUAAUGCCAAUCAAGGGGCUGAACUCAUCAAAACCUGUCAUUCGCAUGAAAUAACAGAUGUUGUCUUCCCUUAUGGAACGGGGGAGUUGAUAGUCACUUCUCAGUACGAAGAAAUCAGGAUCUGGCAGUUGAAGCUGAAGAAGGAGAUACGCAGACAAGUUGUGAAGAACAUGACCUGCAAUGCUGUUGACCUCACCAGAGAUGGAAAAACCAUCAUUUCAGCUUGGGAUGAUGGAAAAAUUAGAGGAUAUGGAUUUGCUGCAAAGGAUAAAAGUACAUCCCUUGUUGAGAAAUUUUUGAUAGAGGAAGCUCACAGUAAAGGAGUGACUGCCCUUGCUUGUACUUCUGAUGGCUUGGGAAUUGUCAGCGGAGGUGGAGAGGGUCAGGUCAGAAUCUGGAGAAUCUCCAAGAGUUACGACCCACGGGGCAAAGAUACUGUCUCCCUGGUAGAAACCAUGAUGGAGCACAAGGGACGAGUUUCUGACAUCAAAAUCACCAGAAAUGAUAAGGAGUGUGCAUCUGCUAGCACUGAUGGAACAUGCAUCAUUUGGGAUCUAGAACGAAGAAAGAGGAGCCAGAUUGUGUUUUCCAACACCUUGUUCCAGGCAGUAUGUUAUGGAGCCAAAGAGUGCCAAAUCAUCACUGGAGGCACGGAUAGGAAAGUUGGAUACUGGGAAUGCUGUGAUGGGAAGGGAAUCCGGGAACUAGAAGGAUCCAAGAGUGGCUCCAUCAAUGCUAUGGAUGUAUCCCCUGACCAGAACUACUUUGUCACUGGUGGUGAUGACAAGCUGCUCAAGGUCUGGACUUAUGAGGAUGGAGAAGUCAUUUUUGUUGGAAUCGGGCAUAGCGCUCCUAUCAAGAAAGCCAAGAUCUGUCCAAACCAAAGGUACAUUGUCAGCGUCAGUGCUGAUGGUGCCAUCCUGGUCUGGAAGUUCCCCCAGGAGCCCAGAAUCAAGUGAUAAUGUCCUUGGGCACUUAUAAGUAAUCUGGGAGAGAUAAGUGAUAUUGCGGAAAAGAAAGGGAUGUUAUGUGAUGACUGAGUAUAUUAAUGAUUUAUAAAGAUAAGUGACACAUUUUUGAGACACAUGUACAAAAAAAUAGGCAUACUUAAUUGUGUACAAUAAGACAUGUGUUAUGUAUUUAUUUGAUGAUGUUCUUGUUUUUUUUUAUGUUUAUGUAGUAGUAUGUAUCACAUACAUGUAUGAGAAUGACUUAACAUUUCAUGAAUUGAAAAAUUUCACUCCUAUAAAAGAAACUUUCUUCAAGUGUUUGCUAUUGCAUUGAAUUUAUGAAUGACUAUAUGACCUGUAUUUUUCAUGGACUGUAAUCCCAAAUAUUUUUCUUUUCAUAUAAAAUAAAAAGAAAACAACACUCUUA